AUGCGUUUGAGAAAACCAAUCAAGCUAGAGAAGGGGACAAUCACUCUUGCUUUUCGAUUCAAGGACGGCAUUAUGAUUGGGGUUGAUUCUAGAAUCACGCGGAAACAGACUAUAGUUUCAGACAAGAAGCAGAAGUUUUUUGAAAUAUCAUCCAACAUAUUUUGUACAAUGAUGGGGAGAGUUCAUGUCUGGGAAAACAUGGCCCUAUAUGUGCAGCAAAAGGUAAAGAGCGAAGAACGUCUUCGCUGUGCACCUGCAACAGUUUUAUAUGCAGCAGAAAAGGCGCUUGAACAUUUAGAGUAUGAAUUCAGUGACUAUGAAUAUAUGAAGGAUGAGGAGGAUUUAAUAUUUGGCACUAUCAUCGCUGGAUGGCAAAAAACAACGGGUUUUGAACUUUAUAAUGUUAACCUGGAUGGCAACAGGGCUUGGAAGACACACUGUAAAAGUUCAAUAAUACUAGGAUCUGGUGCUAAAUUUGCUGAGGAGGUUAUGGACUCAGUUAAGAACUUCUACGACAUGUCUAGUGAAGAUGCUGCCGACUUUGCCCUAAAAGCACUGUUUAUGGCAACCUUUUGUGAUAAGUGGUGUGGAGGGACUCUACAUGUUUAUCAUGUGCAUGAAAAUGGAUAUCAAGAGAAACGCAGCCUCGAUGCUUUAGAAGUCUACUCGCGAUAUUACAACAUUUACGACCUUUCCAUCCAGUUUAUCAUAUCAGAUGAAGGGCUAGUGGCAGCUCAUCUUGUAGCAAAGAAGCGAGACUUUAACAUCCACCGCCUCAUGUUCAACUCUGAGAAUGAGGCUUCAACAGCAUACGAAGCUAUUGCUAAAGUUGAGCCUAGAGUCACGACAAUCUCCAAGGACCCUCUCUUCUGGCGCAAAAUUGACAUGCGCAACGAUGGUGAUCUUGAUGACCGGGACUAUGAGUCCAUGUUCCGCCACGUCGUUGAUCGGAGCUCCGGUAAUGUCGUCGAUAUCAAUAUCGAGCACUUCGGCACCGACAAACUACUCACCUUUAUCACCGAAAGUGCGAGUACAAUCAGGCGCAUCCGACUAUUUUCUUGCGAUGAGGUAUCAGAUAAGGGAUUGAGUAGAAUGGCUUCGGAACUGCGGUUGUUGGAGGAACUUGACAUUUCAUUGUGCGCUGGUAUCUCACAUGAAGCUGUAAAAAUGGUUGGGCGCUCUUGCCCUCUUUUGAAGUCAUUCAAAUUCAACAAGGAGUGGUGCAGAUUCUCUGAUGAUGAGUCUGACUUUGAUGAUAGUGAUGACGAUUAUGCACAUGCUCCUUUUGCUCAUGCUCCUGUUGGUCAUGCUCGUGUUAGAAAAGAUGACAAUGCAGAUGCACUUGCUAUAGCAGGAACGAUGCAAGAUUUACACCACCUCCAGCUUUAUGGGAAUAAGCUUACAAAUGAUGGCUUGAGAAAAAUUCUUGAUUGUUGUCCUCAUCUUGAGUCACUUGAUCUGCGCCUUUGCUUCAAUCUCAAUAUGGGGAUAGAUUUAGAAACAAGAUGUGCUGAACGGAUUAAAAGGUUGUGGCUUCCCCAUGAUUCCAUAGAGGGAAAAGAAUUUAUCGCUAGAUCAGAUGGGUACUGCUUCAAAUGGAUUGAACUCCCGGACAAUGUUACUAUGUCGAUACUGUCACGGCUUGGAACAAUUGAUAUCCUGGAGAGUGCUCAGAAGGUAUGCAUGAAGUGGCGCAAAAUCUGCAAGGAACUGAAGUGGAACACCAUAGACAUGCGCAAUGAUAGUGCUCCCGACAUUACCUUCGACUUAGAUAAGAUGUGCCGCCAUGUUGUUGAUCUUAGUUGUGGUAAUUUGGUCGAUGUGAAUGUUGAGGACUUUAUCUCGGAUGAGCUCCUAGAGUAUAUGACUGAUAGUUCGAGUGGAAUCAGACGCCUGCGACUUGUGUGUUCUUAUUACAUAUCAGAUGAGGGAUUGAUUGAAGUUGCAUCAAAACUUCCGCUGUUAGAGGACCUUGACAUCUCAUUAUGCGGAAAUUUGUCUCAUAAGCCUGUGAAAGUGCUUGGGCACUCUUGCCCUCUUUUGAAAUCAUUCAAAUUGAAUAAACAAUGGCACAAAUAUUCAGACAACUUCUUUGAAGAGAUUAUUGACGAUGAAGGUCCUUGGAGUAAAGAUGACGAUGCACUUGCUAUUGCAGGAACGAUGCAUGGUUUAUACCACCUGCAGCUUUUCGGGAAUCAGCUGACCAAUGAUGGCUUAAGGGCAAUUCUUGAUGGUUGUCCUCAUCUUGAGUCACUAGAUCUUCGCUAUUGUUUCAACCUUAAUCUGGAGGGAGAUUUGGGAAGAAGAUGCACUGAACAAAUUAAAAGAUUGUUGCUUCCCAAAGAUUCAAUUGCUGGAUAUGGAUUUCUGCCUUCUACUGAUUGGCAAUCUCCCAGAUCACCUAAAUAUAUUAUUGAUGGGCUUUUCUCCUGGUUAUGAGGAUUGUGAAUUGUCAUGUGGGAUUGAUGAAGUGACACCCUCUAGCUGCUGAAAUACCUGGGAGAUAGUGGUCUUGAAUUAAUUUGAAGGGGAAAAGAAACUUCAUCAAUCCAACUGGUUUAGACCUCCUCAGCGUCAGGCGUAGUUCUGGGAUAGUACUUCAAGACCUUUUGAAUUUUGUGGUUACAGCUGUGGCUGUAGGCACUUUCCUUGGGAAGGAGAUGAGACUAGUGUUUUCUUUAGUGCUGAUUCCUUUUGUAGUUUUCUGACAUCUCUCCCUUGUAUGCUUUGCAGACUGUUUAAUGUUAAGUUUUCUAUUCCAUCAUGAAAGAUUUAACUAAAUUUCAUAUAACUUGGCAUAUUUAGCUUUUAGACAUUUUAGAUGAUGAAAUGUUUUA
Rosa rugosa (rugosa rose) is the source of this 2837-nucleotide messenger RNA. RefSeq lists its product as uncharacterized. Gene Ontology annotation, molecular function: protein binding. NCBI's taxonomy places the organism in Eukaryota, Viridiplantae, Streptophyta, Magnoliopsida, Rosales, Rosaceae. Gene Ontology annotation, cellular component: proteasome core complex. The transcript has 10 exons. Bases 1 to 2439 code for a protein of 812 amino acids. The record is from RefSeq and is a predicted model, not a curated record.